AUGGCCAUUCCCAUAUGCUCAUUUUCUAAGCAUACACCAACAAUCCCAACUAUUUCAAUCUCCUCUUAUCCUUGUACAAAUUCACAUCUCAAACCAAUCAAUUAUGGCUGUCCUCCUGCCACAAGCCAUUCUUCUUCAGUUUCCAGUCUUAAUUUGGUCUCAGACGAAGCGUUAACAAUGGCUACUACGGGUGUGGACGCUACUAGAGUGGCGUUGGAGUUUGCGAAGGAAAUGGAAAAGAUUUUCGAUAACAAAGGGAACGAAAAUGAGGUCGAGAGAGAUUGGUGUAAAGGGGUUGCAGAGAGAAGGAAGAGAAGAAGAAAAAGAAGAAGGGACUUAGAAUGUCUGGAGCAUGAGAAAGAUGAAAGGCUUGUAUUUUUCAAGGCUGCCAAGAAGCAGUCAAACUUGACACCUAAAGAAGAGGCAAAGUUUUCUUGGUAUCUUAAGGAAAGAGAAAGGGUUGAAGCUGUGAGAAAGAAAAUAGCAGACAUGGGAGAAGAAGAAUUAACCUCAAGUCAAUGGGCUAAGGCUGCAGGAAUCACUCAGCAAAGGCUUGAAUAUAUUUUAUGUAAAGGGAGAGAAUCACAGGAACGAAUUUGCAGAUGUUAUCAGAGACUUGUUAUAUCAGUUGCUAGAUCUUAUCAAGGAAAAGGGUUGAGCUUGAAAGAUUUAAUUCAGGAAGGAAGAAUUGGGCUGAUUCGAGGGGCGAUAAGAUUUAACCCGAAGAGGGGCUGUAAGUUAUCCACAUAUGCUUACUGGUGGAUUAGGCAAGCUAUUAGCAGAGCCAUAGCCAACAAAUCAACGAUUUUCCGAUUGCCGGGCAGCAUUAGUGAGCUGGUACCGAAGAUUUGCGAGGCAAACAAUGACUUAAGCCGAAGGCUACAGAGAUAUCCUACAUAUGAUGAGAUUGCAGCAGCCAUUGACGUGGAUGCUUCAAUUAUAAGAAUUGCUCUUGAAAGAAACAGAAGUCCAAUAUCUCUGGAUCAAGCUAUAACCUCCCAAGGUUGCAUGUCUUUGCAGGACAUCAUACCGGGGCCAAAUGAAACGACACCAGGUGCAAUGGAGAAGAAAGUGAUGUUAAAAAGAGAAAUGCAAAAGCUUCUUAACGUGUUGUGUGAUAGAGAGGAAAAUGUCUUAAGACUACACUAUGGCCUUAAUGGCUGCACUCCAUGGUCCUUUGAAGAGAUAGGAAAUUUGUUUAAACUUUCAAGGGAGAGGAUUCGGCAGAUUAAUAGCACUGCAUUGUUUAAAUUACAAAGGACUAGUGGGAUAAAUGAUCUCAAAUACUUGAUAUAG
Molecule: messenger RNA, 1296 nt
Organism: Fraxinus pennsylvanica
Lineage: Eukaryota; Viridiplantae; Streptophyta; Magnoliopsida; Lamiales; Oleaceae
Source: the annotation of a GenBank genome assembly